ACGCGAUCAAAAUGAGUGUUGCUGCUGGAACACCCAAAGGUUCCUAUGUGGGCUUGGAGAAGAAAGUGGUUCUGAUCACAGGGGCAAGUUCUGGAAUUGGAGCUGGUGCAGCUGAAGUGUUUGCUUGUCAUGGAUCAUCUUUGAUCCUCUGUGGCAGAAAUGCAGAGAACUUGCAACAAACUGCAGACAAGUGCAUUGAGCUUGGUCUGUCACCUGACAAGAUUGUCCAAGUGGUGGGUGAUGUGGCCGAAAAAGAAGACCUAGAAGCUUAUUUGAACAAGGGGCUUGAGAAGUUUGGACGCUUAGAUGUUGUGGUGGCAAAUGCAGGCAUAGGAGUCCCUGGAAAUCUGGAAACCUUGACUCUGGAACAAUAUGAGCACCAGCAGCUGGUGAACACAACAUCUGUCUUCAGUUUACUCAAACUUGCAAUGCCAGAGUUGAAGAAGACCAGAGGAAAUGUUGUUGCUGUGUCCUCAAUUGCUGGUCUGAAACCAAUUGACUCAAUGUUGACAUAUUGUGUGAGCAAAGCUGGUAUGGACCAAAUGAUCCGCUGCAUCUCCUUGGAAGUGGCAAAAGAUGGCGUUCGCGUCAACUGCAUAAACCCUGGCGCCAUCUACACUAAUAUUUUCAAUGCAAUGGGCAUUUUUGGAGAUGGAAUGACUUAUGAAAAGGCCAAUGCAUUGGUAUCAAAGACUCAUCCAAUUGGAAGGAUUGGAAAUGUUUAUGAAACUGGAAAAGCCAUUGCAUUCUUGGCAUCAGAUGAUGCAUCAUUCAUCACUGGUGUGACCCUGAGGGUGGAUGGAGGAGCUGCUCUGGUUCUUCCCUUGCCUGAUAUUCCUCUUGGAAACAAGUGAAAGUCACAUUUGGGAAAAUAUAUACAGUAUUUUAAAUUGCCUGCAUGUCUGCCUGUAAUGAAAAUUAAUGUACUGUAUUUACUCAAUAGUAAUAGCAUGUGCC
Molecule: messenger RNA, 957 nt
Organism: Notodromas monacha
Lineage: Eukaryota; Metazoa; Arthropoda; Ostracoda; Podocopida; Cyprididae
Source: the annotation of a GenBank genome assembly